Molecule: messenger RNA, 2370 nt
Organism: Carassius gibelio (silver crucian carp)
Lineage: Eukaryota; Metazoa; Chordata; Actinopteri; Cypriniformes; Cyprinidae
Product: heparan-sulfate 6-O-sulfotransferase 2
Exons: 2
Coding region: 310-1710 (466 amino acids)
Cellular component (GO): membrane
Molecular function (GO): heparan sulfate 6-sulfotransferase activity
Source: RefSeq, a predicted model, not a curated record
UGGACUACUGGGAAAGAAAAACGAGGAACUGGGAAGAGCGACUACGAGGUAAACAGCAGAAGUUAUCUGAAGAUCUCAAAGCAAUGUGAUGCUAGUACGAGCAGGAAAGCCUCGUGUAGACAUGUAGACUUAAACUAUGUUCGACACGAGCAGACCAACAUCCAGAAAAAGCUCUGGUUGUGUUCAUGUUGUGCUGCGCUGAGGCUCGAGUCACAGGUCCUGGUCAACACUCCUCCCGGCCGACGCGACGACGCGACGCGGUGGAGGAACCGCACAACUGAGGAAUGCUUUCACUUUUCCAGCAAGAAGAUGGAUGAAAAAUCCUACUACAGCCGGCUCCUCAUCGUACUCCUGAUGGUCCUGUGUUUCGGCGUUAUUGUAUUACAGUACAUCUGCCCUACGUCCGACUGCCAGUUGCUUCACCUGGUAUCAUUGUCCUCGAGACUGGGAAGCCGCGCGCCCGGGAAUCGCAUGAACGGAGCCGGUGCGGGAGAUCCGUACAGCUCGGAGGACGGUGCGUUGGUUCGAUUCGUGCCUCGUUUUAAUUUCACAUCCAAAGACCUUAAUCGCGCUGUAGACUUCAACAUCAAGGGGGACGAUGUUAUAGUGUUCCUCCACAUUCAGAAAACUGGGGGGACCACGUUCGGCCGUCACCUCGUCCGCAACAUCCAGCUGGAGAGGCCGUGCGAGUGCCAUGCGGGCCAGAAGAAGUGUACCUGCUACCGGCCGGGCAAACGGGACACCUGGCUGUUCUCCCGGUUCUCCACCGGCUGGAGCUGCGGGCUGCACGCGGACUGGACGGAGCUCACCAACUGCGUGCCCUCCUUCAUGGUCAGCCGAGAGUCUCAGGAGAGACGCAGGACUCCCAGUAGAAACUACUAUUACAUCACGAUCUUGAGGGAUCCGGUGUGGCGGUACCUGAGCGAAUGGAGGCAUGUUCAGCGUGGUGCCACCUGGAAGGCCUCUAAACACAUGUGUGACAGCCGUUUACCCACUGUGUCUGAGCUGCCUAGCUGUUACACUGGUGACGACUGGUCGGGUUGUUCGUUGGAGGAAUUCAUGGUGUGUCCUUACAACCUGGCCAACAACAGACAGACCCGUAUGCUGGCCGACCUCAGCCUGGUGGGCUGCUAUAACCUCUCCGUCAUGAGUGAGAGCCAGCGGUGGGCCAUGCUAUUGGAAAGUGCCAAGCGCAACUUGCGUAACAUGGCCUUUUUCGGUCUGACUGAAUAUCAGCGUAAGACGCAGUACCUUUUUGAGCACACGUUCCGCCUGUCCUUCAUCACACCAUUCACGCAGCUCAACGGCACGCGUGCUGCAAGCGUAGAAGUGGAGCCGGAGACCCAGCGCAGGAUUCGAGAGCUUAACCAGUGGGACGUGGAGCUGUACGAAUACGCACGGGACCUUUUCCUCCAGCGCUUCCAGUACGCCAGGCAGCAGGAGCGCAGGGAGGCCCGGCAGCGACGCCUGGAGGAGAGGCGCAAGUUACGUGCCAAGGUGAAGUCUUGGUGGGGGGUGACUGGAAAAGCUGUUUUUAAAUCCACCAAGGAGCCCCCAAUGACAGAACAAUCUCCCGCUUUCUUGGAAGAAAAACAGGCAGAUGCUGGACAAACACUGGAGAGCGAGACAGAAGGACAGGUCAACUGGUUAGAGGACGAUGACAGUGAAACUAUAUUGGACUAUUUAGAAAACGUAGAGCAGUGGCGGUAGCCACCAGCUAUUUGUGAAGAGGUUUGAACUUAAUAUUGGACUAGAAAAUGGUGAUUCCAUUUGAUUAUUUUGGGGUACCUAUAAUCCUUUAAGCCCAAAUCACGGCUAAAUAUUAUCAUAUACGGGUUGUUAAUAAGUGGGCUGCUAUAUCUGUGACAAAUGUAUUAUGUGGAACGCACAUUAAAAUUCUCAUAAAUAUAGAUUCUUAGCACCAGUUCUCUGUUAGAUAUCAUAUCUGAAUUACCGUCUUGCAGACUGAUGUGUCUUGUGAACUGAAAAGAUGAUCAAAUCCACUGUCCCGUCAACACUCUGACCUUGAGAAAGGGCAUUUUGACUCCAGGUUACAUCUACUGAAAACACUAUGGAUGAAAAGCAUCCGCUUAUCGUGAAAGCCAAAGAUUGGAAUGUUUCAGAAAUGCCAUUUUCAGACCUUGCUGUUCUGAGGAAGAACCUGAUUGCAGCAUGUUUUUGUUUACAUUCCUACAAUGUUAGAAUUCAAAUAUUGCCUUUUUUUUUUUCAAGUGUCCUCAACCAUUACAAUCCCAUGCACAUAACAAGUCAGCCUUAUGUUGAAGUCCAACAUUAUUUUUUGAUUUAAGAUGUUUUGUUAUGGGUUAGCUCAUAUUUUGUUACUUGAAAAUAAAAAGCCAUUGUGAAUCA